Molecule: messenger RNA, 2150 nt
Organism: Xiphophorus maculatus (southern platyfish)
Lineage: Eukaryota; Metazoa; Chordata; Actinopteri; Cyprinodontiformes; Poeciliidae
Product: erlin-1
Exons: 12
Coding region: 112-1116 (334 amino acids)
Biological process (GO): SREBP signaling pathway
Cellular component (GO): endoplasmic reticulum membrane; endoplasmic reticulum
Molecular function (GO): ubiquitin protein ligase binding; cholesterol binding
Source: RefSeq, a predicted model, not a curated record
GCAGCGCUGACAGAAAGCUGCGGGAGGAGGAGGCGGUGUGAGGGGGAUGGGUCGCUGAAAGAUAAAACCAGAGGUGGAGACGGUUCGAUAUUGUGGUGACAGCAAGUGAGGAUGACGAUGCCGCAUGUAGGGGCAGUAUUUUCAGCAAUGGCAGGGAUGAUGGCCAUCCUUUUGCACUCCUCUAUUCACAAGAUAGAGGAAGGACACCUUGCUGUUUACUACAGAGGUGGCGCAUUGCUGACCUCUCCCAAUGGCCCAGGAUAUCACAUUAUGCUGCCUUUCAUCACCACAUACAGAUCAGUGCAGACUACGCUUCAGACCGAUGAGAUCAAGAAUGUGCCUUGUGGAACAAGUGGCGGCGUGAUGAUUUAUUUUGACAGGAUAGAAGUGGUUAACAUGUUGGUCCCUACAGCAGUGGUGGAUAUUGUUAGGAACUACACAGCCGAUUAUGACAAAACUCUAAUUUUUAACAAGAUUCACCAUGAACUGAACCAGUUCUGCAGCGUGCACACUCUGCAGGAGGUCUACAUUGAGUUGUUUGAUAUUAUAGAUGAGAAUCUGAAGACUGCAUUACAGAAAGAUCUUAAUGCGAUGGCACCUGGACUAACAAUUCAGGCAGUCCGUGUUACCAAGCCAAAGAUCCCAGAAUCUAUCAGGAGAAACUUUGAACUCAUGGAGGCUGAAAAGACCCGCCUGUUAAUAACAGCACAGACUCAGAAAGUGGUAGAAAAAGAAGCAGAGACCGAAAGGAAGAAAGCCAUUAUUGAGGCUCAAAAGGUUGCUCAAGUAGCAGAGAUCCAGUACAAGCAGAAAGUCAUGGAGAAAGAGACGGAGAAGAAGAUUUCUGAAAUAGAAGACGCUGCUUUCCUGGCAAGGGAGAAGGCGAAGGCUGAUGCAGAAUACUACACUGCUGCCAAAUCUGCAGAAGCAAACAGGCUGAAAUUGACACCGGAAUACCUGGAGCUCAUGAAGUACCAGGCCAUAGCGGCCAACAGUAAGAUCUACUUUGGCCAGGACAUUCCUAACAUGUUUGUGGAGGGGACGAACGGCGCCACUAAACCCGUGCCCUCGCCUAUUUUACACAACGCUGAACCAGAACUGCCUAAAGCCAAGUAAAAGUCCCAGUGAGUCCACAGCUGAGCCUCUGCACAGGGCAGGACGACCUGAUGCAAAGCGGUCUUGUCACUGAACAUGUGUUGCUUUGCCGCUAGUUUGGUGAACAGCACACUUCAGUCUUAAAUCUACAUGGCAAAGAGACAGAAAGCGAAAAGUAAAAGUUUGGGAUACAGUGUGAGUCUUACUAGGAAAGAGAACGAUGCCGUCUUUAUGUCUGGGAAGGUGACAGAAAGUACUUACACCUGCUUUUUUUUUUCCUAUUUUAAUUUUUUUUUUUUUUUUUUUAAUCAGUGCAGCGUUUAACUUUGCUUUUGGAGCCAUUUUCAUUACAUAUGUGCAGCAGCUGUGAUUUGUGAUCGCCAUGAGUUACUGGUUUUCCAACCUCUGGUUUAGCUACAUUGAAACUUAACUGGUGACACUAAUUAAGUAGAUGGAGACGGUUUCUAAGUAAUUAAAAUCAUCUGUGCCAUUUGUUUUCUUUUAACAAGUUAGUGGUUGGCUGUGCUCUCUUAAUCCACGCCUGAGAACCAAUUGAUUAACGCCUCAUGUCCCAUGCUGCUCAUGGUGAAGUUUUGACACUUAGUCUGGUUGAAUGCAGAUGUUUCAACAUUAAAGAUACAAUAAAAAUAAUCCCAGCUGUUAAUCUUCCUUUGACUCAGAGAUCUUGAAGCUUUGUGGAGGAGAGUAGUGGAUAGAUCAGAUUGUUGGCUGUUUGCUUUAUUUUUAUGGAUGAUUUUUUUUGUAAUCUGUUGGUUUGCUGACUUUCUGUGACACUUACUGUGAAGGAAAAGGGACAUAACUCAUAUUUUUUGUCUUAUGAAACUAAAUUAAGAUGCUUAACAGGGAGUAAAUCAGUAGAGGUGUGGGAAUUUGUUUUGUCAGGAUGUCGGCAUGCUUGUUUGGUUUUGAUUAACAGGGCUAUGCAUGUUUUAUUUUCUUUUGUUGUUUUUUUAAUUCAGAUAAAUAGAACCCAUGAUUUUCUCCUUAUACAGCUUGUUCAGAUAUAAUUAAAUGUAAAUUCUCAGGACGUUUUA